This is a messenger RNA of Spirodela intermedia, 9708 nucleotides long. The record is from the annotation of a GenBank genome assembly. NCBI's taxonomy places the organism in Eukaryota, Viridiplantae, Streptophyta, Magnoliopsida, Alismatales, Araceae.
AUGGAUUAUGAUGGCAAUGAUUUUCAAAGCCAAAAUUUUCAGCUAAGUGGGGAAGAUAACAGCAGAUUCUCAUCAGGUUUACGAUCAUUUUCUCUGCCCAAGUUCGAAUUGGACGAACAUUUUCAGGUCAAUCUAAGGUUUGAUAGUCUAGUUGAACCUGAGUCUUUGAUUGGCAUCCAAGAUCAAGAGGAGAGAAACUGGAUUGAAGACUUCUCAUCUGGUAACGCAGCAUUGGAGUUUAACUCUGGUCCUGCCGAACCCUGCUCUAUCUCUAGGCGAAAAAAUGUGUGGUCUGAAGCUACAUCGUCCGAGUCUGUUGAGAUCUUACUGAAAUCUGUUGGAGAGGAUGACGUGAUCAACAAGAGAACAUCUUUUAUUGAUUUGGAUGCCCAUAAUGAAUUGAGUGGUGUAAAUAAUCACAUGGAUCCUAGUUGCUUUCAAGACAGUUCUGUUCAUUCAAAGGGGGUGACAGCUAUGAAUGAGGACUCUGUGCUACUUCCUGAGAAAUGUGAGAAAGAAUUGCCCAGAUUGAAUGAAAGUGUGACUGCAGAACUGCCUGAUGCCCAAGUUACGUCUAACACAUUCAAUGAUGAGAAUUUGGAAGGUAGAAUCGUUGAUGAGAUGAACAUAAGCCCUUGCAAAGUUGUGUCUGAUGAUUGUAUCUUGAAAGAAGUUAUAACUGCAGCUACAGACAAAUCCUUUGUGACGAAGGAAAAGUCAUUUGACAACAACGACAAUGAAAUGACCCUUGAUAGCUGCCAAUUGGAUGACGAAUUUGUGGAAAAGAGUGAAUCGGGUGAUAAUUCUGCCCAAUUGGUGGCUGAAGAAAUUCGGGAUACCACUAUUGACCGAAUGGAUCCAAGGACAUUUCCCGUCAAGAGUUCUGCUAAAGAUUCUGGAAACUUAUCAUCAAAGGAAAUUGUUGAGCAAAUACGAGAAAAUUAUCCUCAGGAUGUGCUGCCUGUAGGGCCACAAAUUCUGGUCACGGAUGGUUCUGAUAAAGUGGAGAAUCAAAUUGUGAAAAAAGGAAGUGGACAUACUAAUGAAAAUUCUGAGGUAUUUGUCCCCAAACUGGGCCAUGUUGUUCCAGAAGGCUUAUCUAAUCUAGAGAUGAAGAUCAAGCCAUCUUCUUUGUUAAUGGAAGGAUACAGUAAGCAUGCAGUCUCUGAGAAAGAUGGUUUACUGGAAGACGUUGCUCACCAAAUAGAGAUUCUGAGCAAAGGCAAUGCUUCCAAUGGUCAGACUGUGACAGCAUCACAUGAGACUGAUGUUUUGGUUAUCAAGGGUAAAAUAAGUCCCGAGGAUCAUUCUGUUGAAAGCAGUCGGUCCGAUGAUACGAAGCAGUCUGCAUGGUCUACGAAAAUUGAUUCUUUUGAGCAUGUGAAAGGACCCCAUGAUGCCAGUUCUGAACCCCAAAUUCUGUUGGAGAAUCAUGAUCUGCAAAUUCAAAAUGUGUUAAUGACGAAAACCGCUGAGUCAGUUGAUGAUUAUGGAAGAAGAAAACUAAAGGAACCUUUGAUUUCCCCUGAAGAAAGUGAAGAUGCGCAAUGCCAUCAACCUGAAAGAAGCAAGGGUGUGGAAGAUUCUUUGAUUAUGGAACAUGAAAUAAAGAGUACAGGUAAUGGAGCACAAGGAAGAGAAGAAAGAGAUAAUGAUGAUUUGGGAUUCCAUAAAUUCGAACUUGCUUCCGGUGUCUCAGAGUCUGCAGAGGUUCAGAAGAGUUCUGAAGAUGAAGUGCCUAAGAAUCAUACAAUGGACGUAGAUGAUAGUACUUGUGCUCCUGGUCAGGUGGUGCUGGAAGUUAUCAAUCCAAAUGGACGUGAUGAGGACUCUGAGAAUGUGGGCAACUUCCAUACACAGAAUACCAAUCCAUCGGAGAAAUAUAGCACUGGCCACGAACUAGAGAGUGGAGACCCCACUGUUCAGAGUGCCAGGUCCUCUGUGCGUCCAGAUAAUUUGAAAUCUCAGAUGAAUGAAAAAUUGGGAGAUUCUUCAGGUCAAGAUCAAGAUGCUCAUAUUCUAUCUGAUCCCGCAGAAAGACGUCCGAUUAUGGAGACUAUACGAGCAAUUGCAGGUAAUGAUUUGUAAAUAUUUUCUUGGAUGUGAUCUAUGUAUUUGUUUUCUUUCAUAUGAUUUGGAUGAUGACCUCUUGAAGUGGAAGCGCUGCAUUCUGUGGGGGAAUGAGUGGUUCUCUGAUUGCGGAUCAAGUCCAACAGAUUGAGAACUUAUCGUUUUUGUAUCAUAAAAUAUAAUAUUAAGAUAACUACAUCUCUCUGCUGCCUCCCAAUCCUUGAAGUUUAGGCAAAUAUCGUAUUAUUUAUUUGAUCGUCAAGUCAUAUGCUUUAUCCUUUCUCUUCUGUUCUGUUAUCUCAGCUGGAUGCAUUAAUUUAUUUGUAUUAUUUUGUUUUUAAGAUCAAGAUUCGUAUUAUUUAUGUUUCCUACUUGUUUUCUUAACUGGACGCAUUUAUUUGUGAAUUCGUCUCAUUUUUUGAUUUACGUCUGAAAAUGUCUUGUUAUCUGAGAAACCAUUCUAUGCUCUACGUCUGAAAAUAUCUUGGAGAUGACUCUUUUUUUGAUACUUGGUGACACGACGUAAUUUGAUUUACUUCUCAGCGGCAAAACGUGUAGACUUGACUUUAGUUUGAUCAAUUAUUGCUUAUGCCUUUUUUUUUCUCUAGGUUGUGUAAUCCUUGGUUUAUAUUUGUCGUGGCCUUGCAUUUGUGGCAUUUAGGCAGAUCUAGCAACAAGGCCUUUUGAUGGCAUAGCGAGGGUUGUUUGAUUUAUUGAUGAGGAAAUUAUAAAUUUAUUUUCAAUGUUUUAGUGGUCUUUUGGGAGUUUCUGUAUUGUUGGGGAUGCUUUUUUGUUUGGGGGGGGGGGGCGUUGAUCAUUUUGAGGCCUUCUUCUUAUUCGUUUAUGACCGUAGCACCACUUCUCAGCUUACUUGUAGAUGACAAAUCAUUGCAGGGUUGAACGGUGAACCAAAUUCGUCUGUUUUUUAGAGGGUUCAUAUGCUAAUGUAUUUGUGUUAUUCGAUUUGUGGUAGCCACUAUGUCAUGUAACUUUGUUUCUCACCGGUUGGUUUAUGUAGAUCCUGAUUGACAGGUAAGGAAAAUUGUAGUGAUCGUGACUAUAAUAAUGAUGGCUGUUAAAAUCUGAUUGUGAAAUGUUUUGGAACAACAUAGAGCGUUAUGUUUUUCUUACUGCGCUGAUUGUCAUUUAAGUAGCCAUUUAAUAUUAGUUAAUAAUGCCUGAGACUAUUGUGUGUGAUGCAGUCGACAGUAAUGAGAACUCCCUUCAAUCUGUUAAUUUGCCUGGAAGUUCUUCUGAACGUCAGAUGUUCGAAGCUGAACAUAGAGAUCCAAGUUCUCUUGAACCCGUUUGUGGGUCACCAACAAUCAUUGGCUGUGCUGAACCUUCUUCUGGGGGGUUGGACCAUCAAGAGGUUGACAAACAGUCGUCUGAACAGUCAUUGUCUGCAUCAGGUGUUCUGCCUCAGGCUUCCAGUGUCGACGAGGAUCUUGAUAGUAACAAGUUGAAUACUUGUGAUCCUAAGGAGAGUAAUGCAUCUGAAGAGAGAACUUUCACAUUUGAGGUUGGGUCAACGACAGCUAUUUCUGAAAAGUCACCUGUUAGCGGGUGGAAACCAUUUUCUAUUAUGGAAUCCUAUGAAGCACCACCGGUAAGAUUUCAUUGUCCUCUUGGAACACAAAUGAUUUUUCUCGAAUUGUGAUAUGAAUUUUUUUCUUAUGUCUAUUUAUUUUAUGGAUUGUGCUGCCAUUUAUUUCAUGUCAUCUCUAGGCUGAGGAAAUGUGUUCUACGACACCUGGCUUAAAAAAGGCUAGUCCGAAGGCAGUCAGUGAGCCUCGCCCGUCAGUUGAUAUUAAUAGCAAGAAAACUCACAAGGAUAAAACUAGAUCUGCGCCUAGUGGUUCAACUGAAAGGUCAACUUCUUCAAGGAGGAGGUCUGCUAAAGAAAUUUCUCCACAGAAGGACGUGAAUAAGAAGAAUGGGACUUCAUCCAACCCACCUGUUAACACAGUUCCUAUUGUGAGUAGGGAUAUGCAACGAGAUGAGAAAUAUCAAUAUUCAUAUAAUGAAGGAGGUGGUUCAAAGAACUCUGACUUGAGUACUGGGUCAACAUUAUUUCUCCAGCCUUUCACAGACUCACAACAAGUUCAGUUGCGUGCACAGAUUUUUGUAUAUGGAUCUCUGAUGUAAGCUUGGUCAAAUAUAUGUCAUGCUUCUCUCUCUCUCUCUCUCUCUCACACACACACACACACACACACAGAUUUUUUGAUUGUAUUCCGUUCUACCGUUGCAGUCAAGGCAUUCCACCUGACGAGGCUUGCAUGAUUUCAGCAUUUGGAAAUACUGGUGGGUCUUUUGAUUUUUUCAAAGAUAGUGGUAUCCUUUUUGCUGUAUUCCUUCUGAUUUGUUUUGAAUAAAAAUGCAGAUAGCACACGUAGUGCCUGGGAGGGUACUUGGCGUGUUUCCGCAGAAAGGUUCAAUAGUCAAAAAUCACCAAGUGCUAGUUUUGGAACUCCUUUGCCUUCUCAUUCAGGUUUUUUUCUUUCUUUGUUUUUUGGAUUGUGGGUGUUUGUAGGUUAAAAUAUAUAUCGUGUGCUAACUUAUAUAUCCGCAGAUGUGAAAAUUUCAGGUGCCAGGGUCCAUGAGCAACCUUCAAGAUCUACUCCUCUUCAAAGCAAACCACAUGUGACCCCUGUAAACGUGACUGCAAGUCGAACCAUUGGGAAGGGAAGCUCUACAGUGAUUUCUAAUUUGAUGUCCUUGCCAUCACCAUUGUGGCAUGAUGUAUCUCAAUCUGGCAUGACAAGAGGUCCACACUUGGACCCUAAUCAGAUAUUUUCCCCGGCUCAUGGUUAUCAGUCCUCUCACGCAAAGCAGUAUCCAGGUAGUGGUAAUCCAUGGUUAUCACAGGCUUCAUCUCUACCCUGGGUUGCAUCAUCACAGACGUCAGUGCCUUGGGUCACACCAUCACAAACAUCAAUGCCGGACACGCGGACUCAUUUUUCAGGACAGCUAACUGCUGAAACAACUCAAGCAACACCUGUCCGGGACUCAUCACUGCCACAAAGUUCAAACCUGCAAUUCCUGACGACCAGUUCCUUCUUCACUUCUGGUGUCCCCUUGUCUUCAUCUGGGACAACAACUUUACAAGCGGAACCAGCUAGUAAAAUGUCUCCUCACCCUGAAAAAAAGCAUGCUACCAGCAAUCAGAAGACAAGAAAAAGGAGAAAAAACGAGGUAUCUCCCCAUGUUCUUCCUGAUUGUCCACCUCACACAGAGCUGGAUUCCACUAAGCAUCUGCCUAUACCCAUGUCUUCCCUGUCUGCUAUCUCUUCAUCAGUGUCCCCAACUCAUUUCCAGCUAAUUGGGGAUCAUGGCAAAGAGCAGAAGGCUAUGUUGUCUGAAGAGACAUGCAGUAAAAUUGAGCAGGCUAAGUUGCAAGCUGAAGAUGCUGCUGCAUUUGCUGCAGCAGCAAUUAAGCAUUCUGAAGGGAUAUGGAGUCAGUUAACUAUCCAAAGGAAUUCUGGACAAGCUUCAGAAAUUGAAGCAAUGCUUGCUUCUGCUGCUGUUGCUGCUGCUGCAGCUUCUUCUGUUGCAAAGGCAGCAGCUGCUGCUGCUAAGGUUGCAAGUGACGCUGCUAUGCAGGCUAAGUUGAUGUUCGAUGAGGCGGUGUCAAGUAGGACGGGCAGUGAUACUCUGGCAUCUCAAAUUUUCUAUAAUGAUCAGGGGACUAACUUGCCGAGAGCAACUCCCGUUUCCGUUUUUAAGGGCAAAGAUAAAGCCACUAGUUCUACUUCAGUUAUUUCUGCAGCAAAGGAGGCAGCCAGAAGGAGAGUGGAAGCAGCUUCAGCCGCUUCAAAACGUGCUGAAAAUUUAGAUGCAAUCGUGAAAGCUGCAGAACUUGCUGCAGUUGCUGUCUGCCAAGCAGGAGCUGUUAUUGCGAUGGGGGACCCUUUACCUUUUACAUUAAAUGAUCUGGUAGAAGCUGGUCCGGAGGGUUAUUGGAAAGCUCCAAAUGCUGCUAGUGGCUAUGCCGCGAUGGCAAGCACAAACAAUGAGAAGCAGGCAGCUUUGGAAUUUGCUGAUGGUCAUAACAAGUCUCUUCAAGGUCUAGGUAAUGCGCUUUUUAGCCAGAAGCGCAUCCUACCAACAAUUGAUGAGGGGAAUAAAUCUUCUCAAGAUGAACCUGAGCAAUCCGCGGUGAAUCAGACAGGCAAGCCAAAAUAUUUAUCUUUUCGUGGUUCCAUGCAUGAAAGGUGAAACUUUUCGUUAUUUUUAUCUUGACUAAAUAACGUCUCACUGGAUCAAAUGCAUUUCAGGAGUUGCCCCCUUUGAUGCUCCAGACCCUGAACUUAGUAAAGAUCAUGGAGGGGAAAAUCUGAAAGAAAGGUACAUACAGGAAGGUUCUCUUGUUGAGGUAUGUCUUCCCGGUUCGUUUAGUAAUAACAUUGUUUCCUUUAUGUUCAUCUAAAUCAGUGCAGUGGACACUUCUUAUGGAAUUCUAUCUUAAGCGUUUUGUUGUCUCUUUGGUCUUUCUAUAAAUAGGUUUGAAUUUAUUUCAUUUCACUAUUUACUUUUUGCUAUCACCACCUUUCAAAAUUUCAGGUUCUCUUUGACGAGGAUAAUGCAAGAAGGAUAUGGUAUUCAGCUAAGGUUCUCAGUUUGAAAGAUGGCAAAGCAUAUGUGAACUAUAAUGACUUUCCUGCCAAUGCUGGUAAACCUAGAUAGUCUUGGCCACAUACACGGCUUGAGUGCUGUGAAAUUUAUUCGUUUUUCUGCUAUUGGAGCAUGCUAAUUUUGCAAGAACCUUGCUUUGUAAAUAAUUUUGUAGGCUCUGAUAAGCAGAAAGAGUGGAUACCUCUCGAAGGACAGGUUGAUAAGCCUCCUAGAAUACGCAUUGCUCAUCCGUUUAUGACUGUAAAAUAUGAAGGAACAAGGAAACGAAGACGAGCAGCUGUAGGCAACUUUCUUUGGGCAGUUGGAGACCGAGUAGAUGCAUGGGUACACAAUGGGUAAGCAAGUUUUGUGCUAUUUAUGACUUUUGUUGCGGAGCAUUACGAUCUGCAUUACGAUCUUUCAUUUCAAACCUCUGGUUAUUGCUCGAAAGAACUCGAAAUAUUGACAUAGAUGAUGUUAUUUGUCCUAUCCACUGAUUGAUAGGAAAAGGAGUAUGAUGGAAGCAUGCAACCUGAUAGAACUAUUGAGAUAAUAGAAUGAAAUAUACUUUGGAAAAAGUGUUAAGUUUAGAUGGCGCUUCGGAUGUUAUCUUUUCCGUAUUAAUUCGGUUUUCAGAUUUUGGUGAAUGAUGUUAUUCUGGGAACUUGAGGAGCUAUAUAAUUUCCUUGUCAGGUGGUGCGAAGGGGUUGUGACAGAGAAAAGCAAAGAAGAUGAAACAAAGUUAACUGUCCACUUUUCAGGUGCGAGUGUCUAUUAAGUUCAAAAAUAUAGAAUGUGAAGCAUGAAUAUGCAUUCUAAAUUUUAUUUAUUGCUUCAAAUGCUACGGUGUACAUAUUUUUUAUUUUCUAAAAACGUGCCGAGCUGUUCCCAGCAGUCAUACUAAGAAAUUUACCCCUGCUCACCCCAAGUAUAGCAAAAGAAGGUCAAAACCUCUGAAAGAAGUUUACCUUAUGGCGUGUAGAAAUGAUGAUAUUUGGAGGGCUUGUGAAUAUUUAGAUCCUUCAAUGGACCUGAUUUAUCCCUGAUUGAUGUAAUAUCUCUAUCAUAUCCUUUCUUUUCUUUUGCUCCACAUGUAUCUUUUUCAUUCGCCAAAACUUUUGGCUGUUGUCCAUUUGGGCGAGGUUUCCCUUCAGAACCUGGGUUUUGUUGGAAAAUUUAGUGUAUUUUUUGCUUUCAUUUGGACCAUGGCUUUACGGAUAUAACCCUUAUGAUGGAAAUUCCAACCAUGAAAAACUUUAGGCCAGAAGAGGUCGAAGGAGAAUAUAAGGAUUUCAUUCUUUGUAGCACCAUAAGUGUCAAGGCGACUUUGGCAUUAGCUUGGCGGAUGGAUGCCUGCUGUCGUGGCGACAGGGUGUGGUAUUUGAGCGAAGUCUAGGAUUGAGGAAGAUUCCAAUGAAUAUUUUUAUUAGCAUCCUUAUUUUUGUUUAUCCCGUCAGUUUGACGUCAGAACAGGUGUAAAUUAAACGAACUUUACGUACAGUUGCAGAUUGGAAACAGAUACAUUAUUGUAUAUAAAUCACUUGCUCCUAUAUGACGAUCCUCAAAAGUAACUUUAGACUUGUAUAUUAUCAUUUUAUGAAGGGACUGUUUUUUCCAGAGAAUGUUGCAAUAUCAUUGGUCAAGAACGUCCAGAUCAUAUUUUGAAUUCACCUCGUUUCAUAAUCACAGUUGAUCACAAUAUCUUGUUUUGACUCAAAGAUGAGAUUAUAGCAUCAUCAUGGUAUAUAUUUUUUUUUAAUGCAUAUUAUGGCUGAAGGCAUGCUGUAUGAAUUUAGUUUUAAUAAAAAUAGAUUAAUGCCUAAUGUUAGUAAAUAAAGUGUGCAACAAGAUUGUUGGGUACUUUUGUCGUGACAAUUAUUGGGUUUUAUACUCUUCUGCAUUUAUUUCAACAUGAAAUGCAGCUGGAGGAGCUGUGUCCAUCAUCAGAGCGUGGCACCUCCGACCAUCUCUUGUCUGGAAGGAUGGCCAGUGGGUGGAAUGGUCUCGCCUUCGGGAGAAUACUUCAUAUCCGUAUGAGGUCUGGAUCUCUUCACCAACCCGUUGAGCAUCUACACUGUUGGGGUUCCUUGCUAUUAUGCUCCUGAUUUCUUCUUAAAUUAUGAUCAGGGUGACACUCCUAAGGACAAACGGCAGAAGUUGGGUAAACUUGAGGCAGAAAAUCAUCCUAAACUCAAGAGCAUUGACCUUGGCAAACAAUCUGCAAAUUUCCAGAUUGGAAUUUCAGGGAAGCUUGAAGAGUCGAGGCCAUUAUUACUAUCUGAGAAGGACAAAAUAUUUUCCGUUGGGAAGAAUACCGAGGGUAGCAACCUUAAUGCGCUGAAAAUGAGAAGAACUGGACAGAAAGAAGGAUCAAGGGUGGUGUUUGGUGUUCCUAAGCCUGGAAAGAAGAGAAAAUUCAUGGAAGUAAGCAAACAUUAUGUCACAGGAAAAAUAGAAAAUGUAAGUGAAGGGAGCGAUGCCCUAAAGAAUGUGAAAUAUUUGCCCACGCAGACAUCUGGUGUCUGGAAGAACGCUUCAAAAGUCGAGUCAAAGGGCAGAAAAGGAGGUGAACCUAAGCCCAAGGUGAUUAGACCUGUGAGACCUCAAAGCUCGCAGACCAGAGGUGCAACUGAGAGGGAGGGUCCAGCCCUCUCUUCUGCAUUAGCUUCAAAUCAAGGCACGGCCAUACCCACAGCCAAGGCUUCUGGCAAUCUCGAAGAACAAGCAGAAAAGAGCAUUUCUGGGCCUGAAACAUUCACAAACAUUCUGGGAACUGAAGACAGUGGAGUCCUCGAGUCUUCAAUGCGACAUGUUGCUGCCAUGCCUACAUCCAAAAAGAAAGCUGCGACUUCCAGUGAAUCAGAUGGUACGAAAGGAAAAGUUGCAUCGGCCUUGGAGAGAACUAAAAGUGAAGAAAGAUACGGAAGUGUUUCAGAUCGCACUGGGAAACUGAGCGCUGAUGCUGGCGAACUGAGGAGGUCGAAUCGCAGGAUCCAACCGACCUCAAGGGUAAGUCCCGCCUGA